This is a messenger RNA of Aspergillus steynii IBT 23096, 213 nucleotides long. RefSeq lists its product as uncharacterized. The coding region runs from base 1 to 213 and encodes 70 amino acids. The transcript is spliced from 2 exons. The record is from RefSeq and is a predicted model, not a curated record. Lineage: Eukaryota; Fungi; Ascomycota; Eurotiomycetes; Eurotiales; Aspergillaceae.
AUGCGAUUCUUCAAUGGAAGUAUUCUCGCGUUGUUGGCAAUGUAUGUAGGGGCAACCCAGGCAAACGACGUCACCUCCACAGUGACUGGUAUUACGGCACAGACACUUGAUGACCUUGUUUUGAAAUCAAAACAUGGUGCCCAGACGCUCAAGGCCUUGUGUCGACUUAUUACCAACUGGGAUCCUUAUACGCGGAACAUGCUGAGAAAGUAA